UGGUUACAGUACUUUGAUGGGUGUGGCCAACUAAAAAUUUUAUUUUUUCCCUGUUCUAGGGCACAGAGCAGAGCAGAAAUGGCAAGCGGUGGCCUAUUCUCAAAGCAGAGGACUUUCCGUCCUAAAAAGAAAUGGGAGAGAGGGACACUGAAGUACGAGCUACACAAACGAGCCAAGGCAUCUUUAAACGCCGGGCUUGACCUCAAGAAUGCUGUGGCCUUACCUGCUGAUGAAGAUGCUAACGACUGGAUUGCUGUUCAUGUUGUUGAUUUUUUUAAUCGUAUUAAUCUGAUUUACGGGACAGUCGGUGAGUUCUGUACUGAAUCAAGCUGCCCAGUUAUGUCUGGAGGACCAAAAUUUGAAUACUACUGGGCUGAUGAAGUUCAGAAAAAACCUCAAAAACUACCUGCAAACCAAUAUGUCACAAAACUUAUGGAAUGGAUAGAAAAACAAAUCAAUGACGAAAACAUUUUCCCUUCGCAAGUUGGUACGCCAUUUCCAAAGACGUUUUUAGCGACAUGCAAGAAGAUUCUAACCCGUUUGUAUCGAGUGUUUGUUCAUGUCUAUAUUCAUCAUUUUGAUAAACUCAUAGCUAUAGGAGCAGAGGCUCAUAUUAAUACGUGUUAUAAACAUUUUUAUUUUUUUGUUACUGAAUUUAAAUUGGUUGAUCCUAAAGAAUUUGAACCACUAAGAGAUAUGACUGCUAGAAUUUGCCGCUAAGAAGACACAAACUAUUAAUAACUAGCUGUUAAGAAUAAUUAAUUAAUUAUGUGAUAUAUAAUUAUUAUUUUAAUAAAAACAACAAGUGAACCAUGUACUG
Molecule: messenger RNA, 820 nt
Organism: Amphimedon queenslandica
Lineage: Eukaryota; Metazoa; Porifera; Demospongiae; Haplosclerida; Niphatidae
Product: MOB kinase activator 3B-like
Exons: 9
Coding region: 79-720 (213 amino acids)
Source: RefSeq, a predicted model, not a curated record